AUGUCGACACUGUUGUCCAACUACGAGGCGGAAUUCAAAACCACCCUUCAACAAGCUAAGGCACUUGUUCAAGUCGCCCCCUCGCGGCCGGCAAGCCAGAGGAACGCAACCCUAAAAGAAAUUGAGCAACAACAAGAUGAACUGCUUGACUUGAUUGAUCAAAUAGAAAUUGAGGUCAAUAAUGGUGCUCUUGAAGCGUCCAGUCGAAGCUCCUUCAAGUCUAAACUCCGCGAGUACCGAAAACAAGUGCUAAACGAAGUUAAGUUGCCAUUGCAAGAACUCAUGGAUGCACGCAAUAGGGACCUUUUGUUUGAGGGCGCGCCUGGUAAUGGCGGCGAUCCGUCGCACGCGAAUAGCGAACAGCGCCAGCAGCUAUUGUCGAACCAUAAUGUUUUGUCCCGCACGGGUGACAGACUACGAGACGCCACCCGAACGGCCACUGACACUGAAAAUGUGGGGUCUCAGAUUAUGAUGGAUUUACGAGCACAGCGUGAAACGCUAGAAAAUGCCAGGCAAACACUCUUCCAAGCCGACUCUUACGUCGACAAGAGCAUGCGAACAUUGAAGACGAUGAGUAGAAGAUUAGUUGCCAACAAGUUUAUCAGUUAUGCAAUCAUUGCUGUUCUGAUAGUACUCAUUCUGCUGGUACUUUUUGCAAAAUUCAAAUAG
Lachancea dasiensis is the source of this 669-nucleotide messenger RNA. The record is from the annotation of a GenBank genome assembly. Lineage: Eukaryota; Fungi; Ascomycota; Saccharomycetes; Saccharomycetales; Saccharomycetaceae.